CUAUCGUGGAUUCUCUUCUAUCAAAAUGAUGAACUUACAGCAGCAGUUGCAGAACCUGGCCGGUGGUGGAGGGGCCGGGAUGGGACGUGAGGAUCAGACUCUUCCUGAUACCAGUGAACAGGUAUUCGUAUCGAGUCUGGCACUCUUGAAGAUGCUCAAGCAUGGUCGUGCUGGUGUCCCUAUGGAGGUCAUGGGAUUGCUAUUGGGGGAGUUCAUAGACGACUACACUGUAAAGGUGGUUGAUGUAUUCUCUAUGCCCCAGUCGGGAAACACUGUAUCAGUCGAGUCCAUCGAUGAGGUCUUCCAAGCUACCAUGCUUGAGAUGCUCAAUCAGACAGGGAGGUCUGAGAAUGUGGUGGGAUGGUAUCACUCCCAUCCAGGCUUCGGUUGUUGGUUCUCUGGUACUGAUAUCAACACCCAGCAAGCCUUCGAGCAGCUCAACCCUCGUGCAGUGGGUAUUGUCGUAGACCCAAUCCAGUCUGUUAAAGGGAAGGUCGUCAUUGACUGUUUCCGCCUUAUCAACCCGCAAAUGUUGAUGCUGGGUCAAGAGCCCCGACAGACCACCUCCAACAUAGGCCACCUCAACAGGCCAUCGUUGUCAGCUCUGAUCCACGGUCUCAAUAGGCACUAUUACAGUAUUGCAAUCAGCUACAAGAAGAACCCUCUCGAGCAGAGGAUGUUACUCAACCUCCAUAAGGAGAAGUGGCAGGAAGGCCUAAGACUGAGGAGCUACUCUGAUCAUGAUAAGCGCAACUCUGAGCUGAUGAGCAACAUAUUGAAGAUGACCAAAGGAUACAACGAUCUGAUCCAGGAUGAAACCAAGCUUACAGAGGAGGAAAUUAUAGUGAAGAAUGCUGGCAAGGUUGACCCUAAGAAGGGAUUGGAGCGCAACGUCGAGGAGUCGUUGGAGAAUAACAUCUUGCAGAUCAUGGGGAGUAUGCUGGACUCAGCGACCUUCUGA
Perkinsus marinus ATCC 50983 is the source of this 961-nucleotide messenger RNA. RefSeq names its product 26S proteasome non-ATPase regulatory subunit, putative. Gene Ontology annotation, biological process: protein deubiquitination; proteasome-mediated ubiquitin-dependent protein catabolic process. Gene Ontology annotation, molecular function: metallopeptidase activity; protein binding; proteasome binding. Lineage: Eukaryota; Perkinsozoa; Perkinsida; Perkinsidae. The transcript has 11 exons. The coding region runs from base 26 to 961 and encodes 311 amino acids. Gene Ontology annotation, cellular component: proteasome regulatory particle, lid subcomplex. The record is from RefSeq and is a predicted model, not a curated record.